AUGCCGGUGCUGCUGUUCGGUAGAAUACAGCAACAACAGUCAGUAAAAAAUGGCCGCAAUAUUCGAUACACGACUCGAUGGCAAAGCAAUGAGAUGUGUUCUGCGAACGCUUACUCGGUCCCAUCUAAUUCACUCACGCAUAAACUGAACCUCAUCAUUUUUUUAAUUAUAAAUGGACUUGCUAUAAUACCACUAAAUAUAUAUGUGCCUGCAUUAAAAUGCGAUGAUCAAGAUUAUUGGUGCAAACGUGCUGAACUACUUAGUACUGAAAAAAGUGAUUCAUUGGGUGGUAAUUUAUCGCUAAAUCCUGAAGAACAUUUGGCGAAUGAAUUGUUAGUAAAUUUGAAAACCAAUGAAAUCGAUGAAGCAUUUGAAGAUCAAACAAAGUUUUAUCCGUCUAAAAAUUUUAUGGAAGUACGGAAUAACAUUGAAAAGUCGAAGGUAUUUAAAAUUAUUAAAAUGAUGCCUAAGGGCGCAGUACUUCAUACGCAUGACUUGGCCCUAGUUUCAGAAGAGUGGAUUUACAAUAACGUAACAUACCGGGAUAAUUUAUAUAUUUAUUUGCGCAACAAUAAAACUAUUGUAAAUGAUAUUAACUUACGUGUUCGUCGAGAAUUAUCGAUGAUUACCGAAAAUCCAGAUAUCGUCUAUUCUGAUAAUAACUAUGCUUGGAUCAAAUUUCUUAGAAUUCAUACGUUGCUCCAAUCACUGCUAACAUAUAGACCUGUUUUUCAAGAUCAUUUUUACCAAGCGCUUCAAGAAUUAUAUGAUGACAAUGUUCUUUAUUUAGAAUUUAGGUCCACAUUGCCUACACUUUACGAGUUAAAUGGAACUCAAUAUAAAAUGAUGGAUGUUUUGAGAAUCUAUAAUGAAGUUGCUGAAAGGUUCAAAAAUGAUCAUCCUGAUUUUAUUGGUGCAAAAGUGAUAUUUUCUCCAAUAAAUAUAAUAAACACGACGUCUUCAUCGAAAAUAUACGAAUACAUCAAUAAUACAAUUGAAAUGAAAAAUAAAUUUGCGGAUUUUUUUGCUGGAUUUGAUUUGGUCGGUCAUGAAAACAGAAGAGAACCCUUAAAAAAGUUUGUAAAACAACUCACUCAAGUAACGCAUCAAAUAAAGUUUUUCUUUCAUGCCGGUGAAACAAAUUGGUAUGGUUUCAACUCUGAUGAAAAUUUGUUGGAUGCUGUUUUAUUAAAUACCACAAGAAUCGGACAUGGUUCUGCGAUAUUAAAGCAUCCGGAAAUUUUAAAAUUAGCAAGAGAAAAAAAUAUUCCUAUCGAAGUAUGUCCGAUAUCAAACCAAGUUCUGAAGUUAGUUACGGACCUACGUAAUCAUCCGGCUGGUAUACUGUUUGCUGAAAAUUAUCCUGUCGUUGUUUCAAAUGAUGAUGUAGGUUUGUGGGGAUCGAAAGGACUUAGUUACGAUUUCUACGAAGCUUUUAUGGGUAUUAUGUCAAGAAAUGCCGAUAUUAAGCCUUUAAAACAACUUGCAAUUAAUUCUAUUAUUUAUAGCGCUAUGAAUACUGAUCAAAAACAAAAAGCGUAUGGCAUCUGGUCGCAAAAAUGGAUUGAAUUUAUUGAUAAAGUUAAUAAUUUGAAGUACUUAUAA
Microplitis demolitor is the source of this 1605-nucleotide messenger RNA. Its product is annotated as adenosine deaminase 2-like. The transcript is spliced from 6 exons. Gene Ontology annotation, molecular function: adenosine deaminase activity. Gene Ontology annotation, biological process: adenosine catabolic process; inosine biosynthetic process. NCBI's taxonomy places the organism in Eukaryota, Metazoa, Arthropoda, Insecta, Hymenoptera, Braconidae. Bases 1 to 1605 code for a protein of 534 amino acids. The record is from RefSeq and is a predicted model, not a curated record.